AAGUCCCUCGCACUCGCCCUCAUCGCCGUGUGCAGCUGUUUCUCCGGAUUGUGUCUGAGUGAGCCUGAGAAUAUCCCCCGGAUCGGCUCGCAGGAUCCAGUGCGAGGAUUCGAGAGGAGUUUCCUCACUCCGGAAAUGUUCGCCCGGUAUUUGAUCCGGAGACUCCAUGUAUCAUCGGAGUUUCGUCUGCGAGCAGGGGCUCAGAGCAUGCCGCGCACCUUGGGGGACUUCCAUGAAACUGUGACGACCCCGCCUCAGCAUGAGGGGAAUCGCGUUCGAGUAGCUUUUAUCGGGGAUCCCAACGUGGGGAAAAGCACAAUCAUCAACAGACUCGUUGAGAAGGACAUCUGUUCAGUGUCGAGAAAACCUCACACAACGCGUGAAUCCUACGACGUCGCACUGACCACCGAUGAGCUCCAAAUGGUUCUCGUGGACACGCCUGGUGCUAUACAUCGGAUACACGCUCGAAAGCACCGACUACCCUCGGAAAUGGUCGCCGCGCCUGGAAGAGCUCUAGAAAACGAUAUCGACGUUCUUGCCGCUGUCAUCGACGCAUCGGAUGUUUAUCGUCGAGAGUAUUUGAGUCUCGAGAUGCUGAAAUUGUUACAUCAGCAUCGGAUAGAGAAACCGGAUGGAUGUAGCAUUCUCGUUCUAAAUAAGGUCGACGCGGUCCCCAACAAGCGCGAUUUGCUAGGCUGCAUCGAGAGUCUGUGCAAAGGCACGGUCGGCAACCAAAAACUGCGGAAAUGGGAAGUCAAACCGGACAUCAGUUUGAAAGAAAAGAUCUGGCAGGCAGAAGAGCGUCGACGAAUGAAAAAGGCAGCGAACGAGGACCCUAUCGCUGAAGAACGAUCUGAAGAUCUCGAACGAUCCAGUGAGAAUCCCGAUGAGGGGACAUAUAAGCAGCGGUACCCGCCCAGGUUAGAGACUUGGACACACUUCGAGCGUGUCUUCAUUGUGUCGGCAACUAAGAACGACGGUAUGGACGAUUUGAGGGAAUACCUAUCGAGUAGGGCCCAGAAGGGCAUCUGGCAGUACAGGAAGGAGUUCAUCGUGAAACAGGAUCCCACGGAGCUCGCCGAGAGUAUCGUCAAGAGCAAACUGCUCGACCAUCUUGACAGAGAGGUUCCGUACCUACUUGUCCCUAGAGUCAUGAAUUGGUUCCUCGACGACGCCGGAUCCCUCCAUAUCGACAUGAAUAUCCGAUGCCAGACCGAUCGGCAGGUUACGACGACUUUAGGUAGAGAGGGAAGGAUCAUCGCAAAAAUCUCUGACGCAUCACGACAGCAGUUGUGUAACGUUUUCGGCUGUGAAGUAGUUCUUAAAUUAUUCGUGCUCAACGUGAAGUCGACAAAGAAACCGAAGAGUGAUGAUAAAAGGGUAGCAGAGAGGAGCUCCUGAUGAGAUUUUCUGGCAGGAACGAGUGAAAAUCGUUGGUACAUACACAACACACAUUGUAUAUGCACAAUUGUAAAUUGAAGUAUGCCGGUCAGGGACUCACGCCUUCCGAGGAAUAAAGUCGACCAUUCUGCC
Molecule: messenger RNA, 1533 nt
Organism: Galendromus occidentalis (western predatory mite)
Lineage: Eukaryota; Metazoa; Arthropoda; Arachnida; Mesostigmata; Phytoseiidae
Product: GTPase Era, mitochondrial
Exons: 5
Coding region: 136-1401 (421 amino acids)
Biological process (GO): ribosomal small subunit assembly
Cellular component (GO): mitochondrial matrix
Molecular function (GO): GTP binding; rRNA binding; ribosomal small subunit binding
Source: RefSeq, a predicted model, not a curated record